Centruroides sculpturatus (bark scorpion) is the source of this 1252-nucleotide messenger RNA. RefSeq names its product aldose reductase-like. Bases 306 to 1187 code for a protein of 293 amino acids. The transcript is spliced from 10 exons. Gene Ontology annotation, molecular function: aldose reductase (NADPH) activity. Gene Ontology annotation, cellular component: cytosol. The record is from RefSeq and is a predicted model, not a curated record. Lineage: Eukaryota; Metazoa; Arthropoda; Arachnida; Scorpiones; Buthidae.
UGACGGGCUGCAAUUCUUAAUAAUAAUUUUAAUUUAUUUAAUUUCAAAUAUAUCAUCUCCAUCUCAAGUUAAUACUGUAACGUCUUGCCCCCGUACGUCAUACUUUUCCCUUAGCGAUGGAAUUGUGCCAGUUGUCUAACUUCUUUUGGAGGAAAAUUUUUAAAAUUGAAAUAACGUGACUUCCGGUUUAUGACAGAAGUUUGUAUAUAGUUAAUUGGGAUCUCCUGCCCCAAAGCUUUCUAUAUCCGGUCUUGACUUUUGUGUAUCUAACUCCAUUCUCUGGAUUAAGAAAGAAGGGAUGGACAAUGUCCAAGCCUGGAGAAGUGCAACAAGCUGUUAAAGAUGCCAUUGAUGCAGGUUAUAGACAUUUUGACUGUGCUUUUGCUUAUCAAAAUGAAGCAGAAGUUGGAGAUGCCAUACAGGAGAAAAUUUCAGAUGGGAGUGUUAAAAGAGAUGAUUUGUUUAUAACAAGUAAAUGUUGGAAUACUUUUCAUAGUAAGGAUAAAGUUUUUGAAUGCCUGAAUAAAUCAUUGUCAUCUUUGAAACUUGAUUACCUUGAUCUCUACCUCAUCCAUUGGCCAUUGGGCUAUAAGGAAGGUGGUGAAUUGUUUCCAAAAGAUGAAACUGGCAAAUUUCUAUACAGUGAUGUUGACUACUUAGAAACUUGGAAGGCAAUGGAAGAAUGUCAUAAGAAAGGUCUAGUUCGAUCCAUUGGCCUUUCUAAUUUUAACAGUGUUCAAAUUAAACGAAUUUGUUCUAAUGCUACAAUAAAACCAGUAAUGCUUCAGGUGGAAUGUCAUCCAUAUCUAACUCAAUGUCCGUUAUUGGAAUUCUGUAAAAGUUUAGACAUAAAAGUUACAGCUUACAGUCCUUUAGGAUCACCAGAUCGUCCCUGGGCUAAACCAGAUGAUCCUCAAUUAUUAGAAGAACCUAAAAUUAAAGAAAUUGCAAAAAAAUAUAAUAAGAGUUCUGCUCAGGUGUUAUUGCGUUUUCAGGUCCAAAGAGGUGUUAUUGUUAUUCCUAAAAGUGUUACCAAAGAAAGGAUAAUUUCUAAUAUUCAGCUGUUCGAUUUUGAACUUACACCAGAAGAAAUGGAAACUAUUGGUGGAUUCAAUCGUGAUUACAGAGUCUGUCAUUUGGCAUGGUCAAAAGAUCAUCCUCAUUAUCCUUUUUCAAUUCCAUUCUAAAAUUGUUUAUCUAUUAUUUUUACUGAAAUGACAGAAUAAAUAACUACUUUGGAAUGCUUAUGAAA